GUGAGGUUUAUUUUUUUCUGUAUAUAUUUUUGUAAAAAAAUUAUGUAUCAGGUUUUCCCACCACUAACAGAGUACUUUGUAUAUGUAAUAUAUUGCAUAUUAUGAAAAUUGUAUUGAACCAUUUCAUCAUUUUUUAUUCAGUGUUUUGUAAAUUAUUUUCAGAACCAUUAGAGAAAAAGCCAGAAAAGCCAGUUUUUGUAACUAAAUUCUCAUCAGCAAUCGCAACUGUUGGAAACACGGCUAAGUUUACUGUGAUAGUUUCUGGAUUUCCUAAGCCAGUUAUUCAGUGGUAGCACAAUGGCCAAUUGAUAAAGUCCUCAGCUUUUUAUACAUUUGUCCAAGAGAAGGAAGAACAUACUCUUGUCAUAACUAACUUUACCAAAGUGUUGGAAGGAGAGUAUUCUUGCAACGCGAACAACCGAUUUGGCAAGUCAACAUGUAUAUCCUAUCUUCAUGUAAGGGUAAAGGACAUAAAGGAGCAAGAAGAGACUUUUGGGCAGCCUCCAUAUUUCAUCAAAGCAAUUGAGCAUGUGAAGUGUGCAGCCGGUAGCCAUGCUCUCUUUGAAUACACUGUUACAGGGGCUCCACUUCCUGACAUUCAGUGGUACAGAGGUAGCAAACAUAUGCAGCCUACUAAGUACUGUAUCAUUGUGAACAACACAGAUGGGUCUGGCUAUUUAAAGAUAUUAGGCAUUCAGCAAAGCAACAGUGAUCUUUACUCUUGUAGGGCAUCUAAUUCUCUUGGAGAAACCUCUUGCAGUGCAGAACUCAUUGUAUUCUUGGAGACACCUUCUGAAGCCACUGAAUCAUGUUUGUAUAGUGUCAGUCUUCCAGAACACGUCAGGACUAGCCUUCAGCAGGGACACCAGAUGGUUUACACCACUGGCACUGAAAACAGGCAAACUGUUACAAGUGAGCAGACUGAAACCUUGCAUGCUUUAGAUAUAUCUGCAGCCACUGUGUACAUGGAGCAGGUAACUCACCAAGCUGCAGUGAUUCAAUCUCAUGAUGUGCAGGAGAGAGUAAAAGUUGCCCCUGCCCAGCCAACGCCAGUGGUGGCAACUCCUCUGAAACAGCUGCAUAUGGCUGCAAUAACCUCUGCUGUUCAAGAAAACCAAGGCUUUACUGAGCAGCACUGUGAUCAAAUUGUUAGUCUAGAAGUACGAGAGCUUGAAUUGAGUGUUGAGGAGCCCUCAAAAUUUAUGUCUGCCAUUUUAGAGAGUUCUACACCUCUUAGCAUAGUGAAAGCUGAGGAUUUGAUAAAAAGUGAAAGAGAAAAGAUGCAAACAACUUCGGAGACAAAGGUUAUUGUUAGUGGUCCUCAAGUUGAUAGGUUACCAAUUCUACGAGAAGAAUGCACAAAAAUUAAAAGUCCUGAAGAGGAGAAAAGCUACAGAGUUGCAGAAGGGGUUAAGUUAUUGUAUACUGCAACAUUAUCCGAGAAUGUAGCACUUACAGAAGGUCAUACUUCAGAGCUAGCAACUUUUGAGUCCAUUGAAUGUUUAGCAGAAAAAGAACAAGCCAAACCAGUGCUUACAUCAGUCAAUGAGACUAAGUACACUCUUUUAAAAGAAAAAAAAACUUUGAAAUACAUAGUCACUGCUCAGCUCUCUGAAGAGCCAAUAUUAAAAUCAGCCCUGAUUACUGAAGAAAAGAACAAGCUUCAAGCUGACAAAACCACUGGAAUACCUAUCCUAGAGCAUCCUUUUUCAGUCCAUUCCCCAAAAGAAGAGGAUCAGGUGCUUCAUUUACAGCUUAUCAGUGACCAAGACACUCUUUUAUCUGAGGGCAGAUUUACUAAUGAGAAGCCAGGUUUCGAGCUGGUGGAAGUAAAAAAAAAGCCAAUUCUUUUGCAUGCAGUUUCUUCUGAUGACCAGAAAACAGUUUUUUAUGAACAGGCAACACAGUUAGCAUCAAAGGAUACCACAAUUGUUGUAAAGCCCAGAGAAGAGGUUCCUGCCCGAUUACAUCUUCACUCGGUGCAGUUGAAUACCAUUUUAUGUAAAGAAGGGUUACUUUCAGUCGAAAAGCCAGAUGAACAGAAAGCCAUCCAGAGAAAAGAAAAAGACUGUAAAUUUGUAGCCACUAAAGAAGAACGUGUAAAACUAACUUCAGAUUAUGCCAAAGGUCUUGAUGUGAUGGUAGAAGGUCUUAAAAUUGAGCACAAAACAGAAGCCAGACCCUUGAGUGUGCUUCAGGUAGUUUCACAGACUGAGCCGCUUUCAAAGGAAAGCCCUCUAGUCAGUGAAGUCAAGCUGCAUAGUGCAAUUGUGCAGAAAGAGGAUUGAUGGAAUAACAUGCAUGCAGCAUCUGUAUCAGAAUCUCAUUCAAUAGAAGAGGGUCUCACACACAGUUUCAAAGCACUUGAGAAAUGUACUUGUAAGACAAAUGUAGAACCUAAAGUACCGGUUCAGCCUUAUCAUGUAGAGGAAAAAGCCAUAUCAACAGAAAGUUGUGUUUCUCUUGAGGCUGCAGAGCAAGACUUUGCAGUUCAGAUUCAAGAAGGUCAAUCUGUAAGGCAGUCAAUACUUAUGGAGGAAAAACAUACUCUAACAGGUGAAAUGUCUCAGGGACUUACCAGAUCAGAGGCAACUAAAAUAAACAUUACAACUCAGCCACUAGAACCUCUUUUAGUAAGUGAAUCGCAGGAAAGCAAAACUUUUGCAAAGGAACAUACCUUUCUAAUUCCUGUACCAAAAUCACACAGCUUGGACAUCAAAGAACAGUUGGAAAUUACACUUCGAUGUGCUGUGGAUUGUGAGCAACCUUUGCUUUUGGCAGAUGUAUUGCAAAGUUUAGAAGUCGUGGAAGUAAAGGAGGUCAGGGUGCACAUGGAACCUAAAUACAUGAUGUUCACUUACCUUAUUACAACAGCUGGUCCACCCAUAUAAAUUACAAUUGCCUUUGAGGGGGAAUACCCACAGACAGCAGCUCUUAAAAAUGAGCUUCAUGCUGCUUUCUACUCUAUGCUUAAUCAGCAGAAACCCAUAUUGACCUCUGAACAGUCAAACAUCUUAAAACUUGACAGACCUGAGAGAUUGCAGGUUAGCAAAGCUCCUUCAUAUCCAUUAUCCUCAGCAAUUUUAACAGAAAAUGUUGAAGUGUUUGCAGCACCCAAAAUGCAGUCUGCUGCUCUGCAAACAGAAGCUAAAGUCUCUUUCCAAUCUGCAAUGUCUCAAAAGUAAACUGCUAUUCAGGAGUCAAGGCACCAUGUGACUCAGAAGACUGUUGAAUCCAAGAUGGAGGUCCACAGUUUCACUGAGACUGAACACAGCGAAAUGACUCUUAUUUCAGCUGAACAUUAUGAAAGAGAUGUGUGUGUUUCAAAUAUUACAGUUGAUGCACCUCACAGACAGGAAACUGUGGAAGAGCCUAUGGAUGUUCUCAUUCAAGAAGGCAAACAAGAGGAGGUUUUAACAGAGGACAUUUUGACUGAGCAUUUGACUAAAAAGCUCUUUUUUGAAAUACAGUUAAAAGAUGUAAAUGCAGAGGAGAAUUCCAAGGUUACAUUGUCUGUGAGAAUAAAAGGUGUUAAAAGUGUAUACUGGCUUUUGAAUGGAGUAUUGAUCAAAUCUGGCAAAGAGUUCAAAUGUUUAAAGGAUAAUGAUUCUUACGAACUCUUAAUCAACAAAGUUAUCAAGAUGAAACAUGAAGGUGAAUAUACCUGCGAGGCUGUGAGUGAAGCUGGCAAGAUAUCAUCAUCAUUAAGGCUCACUGUUGUCUCAAGAGGUUGGACUGUGUGGAUUUUGUCGUCUUAGAUGAGAUAGAUAAUUCUUAAGAAUUCAACUCAGACCAUCACUAAUUAACUAGUAGGCAGCUGCUACAUCAUCUUCCCACUACUUCACCAUUUCUUUAAGAAUUCUGUUCAAUAAUACAAUGUGUGCUAAACAUCUUUCCACCCUCUUUCAAAAUAAUGCCACAUUUUUCAUCUUCUUCUGAGUUCUUCAAGCAUGACCAUGUCAUGUGUGAUUCUUCAUCACCCUUCUGAUAACACUCACAUCACUUUUUUUUUCAUGUUAUCCCAGGAUUAGUCAUCCCUUCCUUUCCAUCUCUGAUGCUUCCUGAUACAUCACUGAAAUCAGUUGUCAUAUUAUUGCCAAUGUAAUAAUGUUUUGUAUUUUUUCUCC
Messenger RNA from Cyprinus carpio (common carp), 4127 nucleotides. Its product is annotated as titin-like. The coding region runs from base 624 to 2288 and encodes 554 amino acids. Lineage: Eukaryota; Metazoa; Chordata; Actinopteri; Cypriniformes; Cyprinidae. The record is from RefSeq and is a predicted model, not a curated record. The transcript has a single exon.